Molecule: messenger RNA, 831 nt
Organism: Acanthosepion pharaonis
Lineage: Eukaryota; Metazoa; Mollusca; Cephalopoda; Sepiida; Sepiidae
Source: the annotation of a GenBank genome assembly
AUGUCUCUUGUCACUUGUUCAACAGUCAUUCACAAUGACGUAGCAUUUAUUUCUGAAAUGGGUGAAAUAUUAUGUAUCAAUCGUCACUCCUCAGAUAUUCACUUCGUCAUUUCUUUCAUCGUUAUGUUCCUCAGUUCGCUUUUGGCUCCUUUCUUUCGUAUCCUGGAUAACAGGAAUCAAUCGAUGAGGGAUGAGCACGUGGGCUUUGUUUUAUUUCUUUCCUUUCUUUCCCAAUUUCCUAUGUACUGUCUCCGCUUCUUUCUCCUCUUUGCCAUUUUUUCUAUUUUUCUUUCUUUCUUUUCUGAAUUCAUUUUAUUCUUUCUUUCUUCUUAUUCUUUCUUUCCUUUUCAAAUUUCUUUUAUCCUUCCCUUCUACCCAAUCGUUUUUUCUUACUUUUCCCAAUUCCUUCUAUCCUUUCGUUCUUUUCAUUCUUUCUUUCUUUCUUUCUUUCUUUCUUUCUUUCUUUCUUUCUUUCUUUUCCCAAUUUCUUUUGUCCUUUACUUCUUCUCAUUAUUCUUUCAUUCUUUCUUUCAUUUCCUAAUUACUUUUAUCCUUUCCCUUCGCUGUUUCUUUCUUUCUUUCUUUCUUUCUUUCUUUCUUUCUUUCUUUCUUUCUUUCUUUCUUUCUUUUUCCCUAAUUCUUUUUGUCCUUUUCUUCUUCACAUUUUCCUUUCUUUCUUUUCCUAAUUCCUUUCAUUCUUUCCUUUCUGGACUGAGCUUGGCCAUUCUUCCGGUUUCGUCAUUCGUGUAUGUUACCCUUCUUGUCAGAGUCCGGAUUUAUCUCUCUACAUAUUCUGGAUAUUCCCAAAAUGAAAUGGUGAAGACUUUAUGA